CCCACACACACACACACACACACGCCUUGAAAAGAAGAACUCUGAUUAUUUGAAGGCUCUUAAUAAGGAAUGUUGUUUUCAGGACAGUUUAUCCCUCCAGGUAUUUAAUUUAAGCCUUAAAGGCGUCGGCGCUUCACAAAGAGCAGCGACAGGAAGAUUAAAGUGAACUCAGACCUUCCUGCUGUUGUUUUCCUUUUUUUUUCCUUUUUUUUAGCUGCUCACUUAAAGAUGAAUAAAUGGUCUUGCUUUCAUAAUGACAAUAAUUUGACUGUUUGGUGAAUCUUGCUUAAAUAUUUGACUUAUAAUUGGUUUAUUUGAUGCAUUUAAUGUUUUAAACUUGUUUUGUUGUCCUGCUGCCAGCUUUAACAAAUUAAACUGUCUUUACACUGACUGAGCCGAGGCUCCACAGAUCAGCCUGAAGUAAACAUUAAUCCCCGUCUGACACCCGGCUAAGUAAAAAAUGUAGGAGUAAAGUGAAAAGAACGCCAGUUAUGCCUUUUUAAUUAAAUUAGCUCCAUUGCAAACAAUAAGCGCUUGAAGUGGGACGACAACUGUACUAACUUGGCAGGAGACCAGUGUCUCUGCCCGCCCCGGUGGGUGGGGGGACUUGAGGGGGAGAGAGGAUCCACCAACGGGAGCUGGGCUGUAAAGGCUAUUUUGAAAAGUGAACCCCUCUCUAUUACACACACACACUCUCUCUCACACACACACACACACACACACACACACACAGCUGCUCAGAAUCAUGACAGAAGAUGACGGAUACAGUUGUUGCAGAGGGACAAGUCAAGUUUCGAGAUGGAAAAAAGUGGAAGACCCGCUGGGUUGUUCUUCAGAAGCCGUCUCCUGUCGCCGACUGCUUGACUUUGCUCGUGUGGAAAGAGAAGAAAAAAGGAAAAAGCGGCAGACAUAAAGACAGGCUCAAUGUAACUCUGGAGGGGAUUUGUGGUGUGGAGCCGGGCCCUGGGUACGAUGGGGUUUCCUACACUCUCUCCAUUCUUUGCCUGGCCCACUCGCUGGUCCUGGGCUUCAGCAGCCGGGACACCCUGCUGGCCUGGGAUACCCGCCUCCGGUACAGCCUGGGUGAAGUCCACAGGUUCAGCAUCAGCGUGGAACCGGGCACAAAGCUGGAGAGUGGCCCCGCCUCCCUGCACCUGUGCAACAACCUGCUGGUCCUCACUCGGGGCGUCCCUCCUGUUGUUGUCGGCAGCUGGAAGUUGUCGGCGUUGCGGCGAUACGGUGCAGUGCCAAACGGUUUUGUGUUCGAAGGGGGGACUCGCUGUGGAUUGUGGGCCGGCGUUUACUUCCUGUCCUGCUCAGAAGGAGAGCAGAUCAGUUUCCUGUUCGACUGCAUCGUCAGGGGGAUCGCCCCCAGCAGGGCGCUGCGACCCACCCCACCAGCAGGUCUCAACGCGGAUCCUGCUUUAGCAGAAGAGCGGAUCAGUCAGGAGACCUCUGAGCUGGAGAAAAGACUCAGCCUGUUGUCUCACUGCAGCCUGGCGAGCAGCUCAGCCUCCUCUUCCAGUUACAGCCCAUCUGCUGCCGGGGACGACCGCAGCAUCUCCAGCUCCUCAUCCAGCCAGUCAGAAACCAGCUGCGGAGGCAGACCUCCCUUCUGGAUGGAGCCGUCGCUUAGAUCCCUGCUCUCCAACGAGACAGCGUCCAGCACGUCCACGCUGAAAGCUCUGACCAGAUCAGAGGACCGACUGGGGGGCCCGGGGAUGGGGGGGCCUGGGAGCCGCCCGUCCUCUGCCCAGCUCUGUCCUCGGGGCCUCCAUGACAGCGGGCGGCAGAGCUCCUUGGACAGCGGGAUUGGGAUUGCGACCGGCAGCCAGUCGUCUUACUCUGGGAGCUACUCCUCGUGUGCGGGGAGUUUGGACAUGGCCAGUCAGGGAGGCGGGGAGGAGUAUGGCUCAGUGGUCAGCCUUCCUCCUCAGCCUCCCCCUGCACCUCCUCCAAGCCCACCUCCGUCACCUGUUCAUGGACGCUCUGCCUCCUCACAGGCCUGCACGUCUAAAAAUCGUGCAUCUAACAGGCACAGCGAGGAGUACCAGCCCCCCAGCCUGCUCAGGUGGUGGUAUGACACCCCCAGGAGUCUCCUUCAGGCCUUGUCACUGAGAGGACCACCUGCUCGGGGGGCCACACCUGACCCGAGCGAAGGUGAUGGUCAGGGACAGGUGUUAAACACAGACGAGAGGACAAACUCUGUGGACCCUGAGAGGACAAACUCUGUGGACCCUGAGAGGACAAACUCUGUGGACUCUGAGAGGACAAACUCUGUGGACUCUGAGAGGACAAACUCUGUGGACUCUGAGAGGACAAACUCUGUGGACUCUGAGAGGACAAACUCUGAGAGCAAUGAUGGGCGGUCCACACCCAGACCCCAGCUCGUCCCUGUAAGCCCAGCUCACAGAGAAACACAGGCUGAAAGCUCUUCAUUCUCAGAUUUUUCUGCAACCUUUACUCCAGCUACACAAAAGCUGUGUGUGAGAGAGAAACUCUGUGAAGGUGAGGAUGCUGGGAAACUAGGCAGCCUGAGCAGAACGCUGCUGUCUUCACCGCCCUCUGCUCCUCCUCCUCCUCCGGUUGUGUUCAGGCUGCCAUCGGCAGCUACGUUCCUGUCUGCCUUUGAAGCUCGUCGGCUCACUUCCACUCAGAACGAGCCUCGUGGUGGAAGAAAUGUAAAUUAUGUGAAUAUCCCCCUUGGCCUCCAAAAAGCUCUGACUGCAGGGCUCCUGUACACGGAGCUGGACCUGCAGAGACACGCUUCAGCUCCGGUGUCCAGUUCUUACAGCGUCGUGGGAGGCGACUCCCUGCAGCUCUACAAACCUGCAGAAGCGGACUCCAUCAGGUACGCCCACCUCGACAUGGCUGCCAUGGAAACAGCUCAGAGAGUGAGGGCGGAGCCUGUUCAGGGCAGGAAGGACAGGCUGACUCAGCUGGAGAGCAGGUGGCGAGGGCCACCCAACUGACUCUGCCACACCGAACUGGACGAUCCUUCAGAGGAGGUUUCACUGCAGGCUCUGUCCUCCUGUUAGCUCACAGAUCACUGCUGCACUUAAACACACACACAGUUUUACCAGGACACACAAGGUCCUGCAACAAUCCAUUCCACUGAAACUGAAACACAGGACUGUGGGAGGUCUUUGUGCUGCUGUCGUCUAACUUGUUAGAGAACGUUUGACUUCACUAGUGUUUUCCAGCUGUUCACUCCUGAAAUGCAUGGCACUUACAAAUGUUGAGUUAGGAAUUUUAAAGAAAUGUUUUUAUUUGUUCAGAUCAUUAAAAAAAUAUUCAUACCA
This is a messenger RNA of Austrofundulus limnaeus, 3302 nucleotides long. RefSeq names its product docking protein 7b (gene dok7b). Bases 756 to 2972 code for a protein of 738 amino acids. NCBI's taxonomy places the organism in Eukaryota, Metazoa, Chordata, Actinopteri, Cyprinodontiformes, Rivulidae. Gene Ontology annotation, biological process: neuromuscular junction development; positive regulation of protein tyrosine kinase activity. The transcript has 12 exons. Gene Ontology annotation, molecular function: protein kinase binding. The record is from RefSeq and is a predicted model, not a curated record.